Molecule: messenger RNA, 1038 nt
Organism: Ziziphus jujuba (common jujube)
Lineage: Eukaryota; Viridiplantae; Streptophyta; Magnoliopsida; Rosales; Rhamnaceae
Exons: 1
Coding region: 262-681 (139 amino acids)
Source: RefSeq, a predicted model, not a curated record
GGUCGAAACAAGACAAAGAAGAAGGCACGUGAAUGAGGUUCAUAAAAUCUGUAAUUGCACGCAUCACCAAGCCACUCCAAAUUCCCAACAACUGGCUUUUACCAGGUUGUAUUUGCUCUUGUUUUGCCGUCUCAUUCACGAAGUUUCUCUUCUUACCCAAAACCAAACCAUAAAUAUAGCUUCAAACUAGCAAUUUUUCUUCCUUAAAAAGAAAAAAGCGUAUUCAUUUUUAUUUUUUUGGGGCUCUUUUUCCCACUAGAAAUGAAGAGGCAAAGUAAUGCGGAAAGGAAGGGCCUGAAGUUUGAAGGUACAACAAUGGCUAGCAAGAAGGCAAAGAGAGAGGUACUAGUUGAGCAAGGCAAAGAAGAUAUAUUGGGAAAAGUGAUGGAGGAGAGAAGGGCCGGUGGAGAUCUUCAUCAUCAACAUCAUCACCAUCAUCAUAAUCAUAAUCAUCAAAUGGGUAUGAAGGUGGGUGAGAAUGUGAUGGUUUGGGAGGAGAAUUACUGGCCCUGGAUGAGCGGAUCAAUGGUGGUGGAUGAGCAAAUGUCAUGGGGCUCCAUUUGGCUACCCAGUUGGGAUGUGGAAUUUAUGGGUGAAGCUUGUAAUGCUUUGUUCUCCGAUGUUUUUUGUGAUGAUGAUAUUUGGGGUAUUAGAGGAAUCAAGGAAGCUCCAAACCCAUAAAGAAAAAAAAGGAAAAAAAACCCAAGAAAAAGAGAAACAUUGAAGAUUAGUCAUGCAAUUUUUUUUUGUUUUUUUGUUUUUUUUCUCUCUAGUGAUGUACAUAUGAAGGUUCAGGUUUAAGAUAGGGUAAUUUGGGAUUAUGUCCAAUCUGGCCUGCUUUAACUUGGGCCAUCAUGGUCGUGCAAUAUGUUUUUUUUUUUUCUUUUUCCGGGUAAAUGGUCGUUCAAUAUGUUAGGUUUUUUAAUUUACAAUUAUCAUAUUCUGCUAGUAUUAGCACAAGUUUUAUUUCAUGGGCAGAGAAUAAUGUAUUGUAAGUUUGUGAAAAUGAUAAUUUGAGGAUAUAUAAGGUUUCCAUAA